ACAAAUGGUGAAACACUCCUAAGGAUGGCACAACGCUAGAAGAAAAUAAAGUUGCGGAGAACAGGUUUGUUGUCAUCAUGUUAACCAAGAGUAAGGUCUCAUCAAGUGGAACCUCAACUACAGCAGCUGCACCCACAAGCCAGGCUCAACUUGCAAGUAAUUCCCCUCCUACUGUGACAAAUACUUCCCCUCCUACCGUGACACAACCACCACUUGCUUCUCAACCUCCUGCCCCAACUGCAGCACCGGGAGAGAUUUGUUUGAAGUGUUUUCUUUUUUGGGGUGUAAACAUGCAGUUUAUUGAAUAUACUUAUCAAAGAAAAUAAAGGUCUUGAGUGAGGGAAUGGCUUUUUGGUUCC
This is a messenger RNA of Quercus robur (English oak), 359 nucleotides long. RefSeq lists its product as uncharacterized. The transcript is spliced from 3 exons. The coding region runs from base 78 to 326 and encodes 82 amino acids. The record is from RefSeq and is a predicted model, not a curated record. NCBI's taxonomy places the organism in Eukaryota, Viridiplantae, Streptophyta, Magnoliopsida, Fagales, Fagaceae.